AUGCUUCGAAGAUACCCGAUCACCUACCAUGGAAAUCAAUUUUCCCGAACAUUCUUUGUACAUUCAGCGCUUCUCAAAAGAGCUCCUUCUACUACGAAGAUCUCCAAGAUCCUUCGAGGCAACCGAAACUUGAAGGUAAGAAAGCAUGAGCUCAAGAAUUAUGACGAAGAAUCUGCGUCGCCGAAAAAGGUGGACACGAGCUACCACAGCCAGCUCCACGAGAAGGUUCUCCCAAGAGAUGUUCAGGAACCUAAGAAGAAGCAGAAUUCAAAGCUAGACGAUUGGCUUGCACGAGUGAGUCACGGCAGCAGCAGUCCGGCCAAACAGAAACUAGAGGCAGCGAUCCCACUAGAUCCACGGAAAGUUCCUCAUUUGGCCCAUGCGCUUGAAAGAGUACUUUUUUCACCGGGAGUGCAUUUCUUCAAGGACCCGAGAACACAGCACUACAAUUUCACGCCGUACUUGGAGAAUAUCGUGAAGUACGAGGAUUUCGAUUUCAACCGGAUUCUGUCGUUCGUCACGGUCUCCAAAGACCAGGCGCUAUUGGAGCAAUCGAUUAAGAGCAACAAGAAAUAUUACUCUUCUACAUCAUCCAUGACCCUGGCACUCACACAGUUUUAUUUGUUUUUGAACAAUUACGGCUCGGAAGUCGGGGCCAGAAGCACCCGGUUUGAGUUUCCCCGUUUCACCAGAACCGUGCUUGAUCUCCCGGCGUCGGUGAUUGUGCUGCCCAAGGGAGAGAACCCAGCUACCAAAGAAACCAUUUAUGCUGUUUCGUCUGACAAGUCUGCCGAUACAGAGAUUUUGCUCAGCGCCAUGGGCCACUGCCUCGAGGCUUUUUUGACCACCAGCGAGGAGGAUUUUAAGCAGUACCUUGUGGAUAGUCCUGUUUCAGAAAAGAAGAGCCAGCAGGACCAAAAUGUAUAUAAUUACCUGGCGUACGGAAAGUUCUUAAUGCGCUCGCAGCUCGAUUGCUACGACCCUCGGCUUCCGGGAAACGGAACAUUUGACCUCAAGACAAGAGCCGUGUGUGCUGUUCGCCAGGAUAGAGCCUCGGAUGCUUCCAAGAACACUUACCAGAUCUGGCGGCAGGUGGGAGAUUUUGAGUCGUUUUCAAGGGAAUACAGAGACCUAAUUAGGAGCGGCGCCCUUCUAAAGUACGGUUUCCAAGCAAGAAUUGGCCAGAUGGACGGCAUUUUUGUGGCCUACCACAACGUCAACACCUUCUUUGGGUUUCAGUACUUGCCCUUGGAGGACAUUGACCGGGUUUUUUACAACGACCUGGCAGUGAUGAGGAGCAUUGUUGAAAAAAAAGUCAAGCAGAACAAAGUGACUCUCCCUGAAGACAGGCUCCCGUCGCAGUUGGCUGAGCUCCAGUUCAAGGCUUCGCUAGACAUUUGGCUGGACUUGAUGGACAGAGUGGUGAAGGACUUGAACAAGUUGGGAUACAAGAAUAGCACCUUCAGGCUCAUCCUCAAAAGAGUCCAGCACCCGUUGUCCACGAGAAAAAAGGUUCACCGUGAAAAAGAGCUCUCCGAGCUCCGUGUGUAUGUGGUGCCAUUGACCUCGGCCCAGGAACAAGAAUUACAGAGCUUUUCAACCAACUUCAAGACAUCUUUCAGGGAGAAGAUCACAGAGGAUCAAAGAAGACGAAACCUACAAGAAUUUCAGCGCCAAUUGCACAAGCUCAACAUGUCUCUCAUCGAAAAAGCACCUCUUCUCGGCUACAGGGUCACUGCCGACCACUACUUGGGAGGCAGGCUUGUGAAGCAGCAGCACGUAUAUCCAAGUCACGAGAAAGACGAAUGGCAGGUGAAAUACCGUAUCCACGGCGCCCUCAGCAACAAGACAGGAGUCACUGAGAACGCUGUUGUUAAACAAGGGUAUGAAGAAGUGCUAAAGAAGGUUAGCAGCAUGCUUACGUCGUCCAUGCAGCCUGCAGGACGCCCGGAUAAACUGGCGCCCAACAAACCGCUGUUGAUAGACGAGCUUCGGUAUUUUACUCGGGUGGGGAAGCUUCGUCAGGAGAACUGGAAGAGCUUGAAGAAGAACGUGAUCCACCCAAAAAAAGUCGGCCGCAAAGUGCAACCUAAAUCGCCCUCGAGUGACAAGGUUGUCUCAGCGUGA
This is a messenger RNA of Candidozyma auris, 2127 nucleotides long. RefSeq names its product Pet127p (gene PET127). Lineage: Eukaryota; Fungi; Ascomycota; Pichiomycetes; Serinales; Metschnikowiaceae. The record is from RefSeq and is a predicted model, not a curated record. Bases 1 to 2127 code for a protein of 708 amino acids. Gene Ontology annotation, cellular component: mitochondrion; mitochondrial envelope. The transcript has a single exon. Gene Ontology annotation, biological process: mitochondrial RNA 5'-end processing.